AUGACUGACUACAAACCCCUCGCAACACCGGCAGCUGUCACUCAGUCCACCUCACCGUCCUUGGAGCCUUACGACAAUCCUACACAGUAUCGACGCAUUGUGGGUGCUCUACAGUAUCUGACUAUUACUAGGCCAGAUUUGUCCUUUUCAGGUACACUGGAUAUGGGUCUACGCAUUGCACCGUCUUCGCAUUCUACACUACAUGGGUAUUCUGACUCCGACUGGGCAGGCUGUCCUAUUGACAGGAAGUCUACUAGUGGAUAUGUAGUCUUCUGUGGCUCUAACCUCGUUUCUUGGGUCUCUCGGAAGCAACGCACAGUUGCUCACUCAUCUACAGAUCAGAGGCCGAGUACAAGGGAUUAG
Ipomoea triloba (trilobed morning glory) is the source of this 363-nucleotide messenger RNA. RefSeq lists its product as uncharacterized. NCBI's taxonomy places the organism in Eukaryota, Viridiplantae, Streptophyta, Magnoliopsida, Solanales, Convolvulaceae. The record is from RefSeq and is a predicted model, not a curated record. The transcript has 2 exons. The coding region runs from base 1 to 363 and encodes 120 amino acids.